ACAUGAGCCGAUGAAACAAAUCAAAAGUAGUCAAAAACAGCCAAUUAUACCCUUGACUCCAGAGGGUUAAAGACACCUGUAAAAGAUCAGUUUUCAUUGUAAACUAUUUUCCUGAAAUAUUAAAUAAAUUGUACUAUUUUUUUUUUUUUUUCUGAGACAGUGUAUUGCAAUGAGGCCCCCGAGAGCAAAAAUUAAACCGAAAGAUGAAGCAGUAAAAUUUUCAUCUUUGGGGCAGGACAAAGAUGGAUUUGAAGUGAAAUUCAUAAAUUCAGUAAAAGGUCGAGGAGUGUUUAGUAGGUGCAACUAUAACAAAGGAGACUUCCUUCUGGAAUAUCGCGGAGAUGUUGUAACCAAGAAGGAAUAUGAAAACAGAACAAGAUUGUACCAUGACGCCUUAAAGGUUUUUCUUUUUGAAUUCCGGUACAAUGGACAACAAUUAUGCAUUGAUGCAGCCAGAGAGGAUGGCUCCUUGGGCAGACUGGUGAAUGACGAUCACGUGAGCCCAAACAGCAAAAUGAGGACAAUCGCAGUAAAUGGAAAGCCUCAUCUCUGUUUAUUUGCCAUAAAAGACAUCAAGCCGGGGGAAGAAAUAACAUACAACUACGGUGACUCUGACUGGCCAUGGAGAGUAAAGGUUUCAGAGCACCCUGACCGUUCUCAAGCUGCUGUGCCCAUGGCAUCGUCCUUCUUUGAAGUUGAUGAGCAGGUUUCAGAGCACCCUGACCGUUCUCAAGCUGCUGUGCCCAUGGCAUCGUCCUCCUUUGAAGUUGAUGAGCAGGUUUCAGAGCACCCUGACCGUUCUCAAGCUGAUGUGCCCAUGGCAUCGUCGUCUCUUAAAGAUGAUGAGCAGGUUUCAGAGCACCCUGACCAUUCUCAAGCUGCUGUGCCCAUGGCAUUGUCCUCCUUUGAAGUUGAUGAGCAGGUUUCAGAGCACCCUGACCGUUCUCAAGCUGCUGUGCCCAUGGCAUCGUCCUCCUUUGAAGUUGAUGAGCAGGUUUCAGAGCACCCUGACCGUUCUCAAGCUGAUGUGCCCAUGGCAUCGUCGUCUCUUAAAGAUGAUGAGCAGAACUGCAAACAUGAUGUGGUGUAUUCGUCAGAGACGAUGUUGAAAAAAUGUGCCUUUUGUAAUGCACAUUUUCCUGCUUUCAAGUUGAUUUGCGUGAAAUGUAAAGGGUGCUCUUGUAUCUGGCACAAGUCCUGUUACAUCAAAAGCACAAGGCUUGGACUUGAACUGUUUAGUGAAGAAACUAGUUCAAGUGAAGAGAUGUCAGGGGAAGAAUAUAUUCCGCAUUCUAGCAGUUACUCAGACAGUUCAGCUGAAAUUACCCCCCUACGUUCAAAAUCUUUAAAUAUGCUCAUAGUGGAGGAUUGCAGUGAACUUUCGCCAGAAAUUUCAAAAAUCAGAGACAGCACAGAAACUUUCUUGGUUGAAGGGCCAGUGUCUAAAGGUGCAGAUACUACAGAGAAGCAGGUGAAAACUUGUGCGGAGAGUAAACAAGAAAAAGUAUCAGAAGUUCAGAGUGAAGUUGCAUCUGUGGAGCCUGGCACAGGAACUGGGGAAGUUGAGAGCACACAGUCUUCACACAUAUCCUCUUCAGCAAAUCCCAAAAAUUAUUGCUUCAUCUGUGACAAACCACAGUCAAAAUUGGCCCGACACUUGAAGACCCAUGAGAAGACGAAUGCCAAAGUUGCUCAAAUUUUAGCACUCCCAAAAGACUCAAAAUAUCGUAAAAAGAUGCUUGAGAAAAUGAGGAAUAAGGGUAACUUUAAACACAACACAGAUGUUUUAACAAGUGGUAGUGGACUGUUAAAACUAAAACGCAAAUCCAAGAAAAACUAUGAUGUGAAACAGUAUGUGCACUGCAUGUAUUGUCAAGGAAUGUACCUUCGGAGAGACCUCUGGCGACAUGCUCGUAAAUGUCUCUCAAAACCGAUGGAGGCUGAUGAAAAGGCAGGAAGAAAAAGAGUCUUGUCCUUGUCCAUGAUGGUGGACUCAACACUGUGUCAACAAAUAUCCCAAGGUGUAUGGAAGCUUUUAACUGUGAUGAAAGAUGAUGAAGUUUCUGCUGCUGUGCGAAGUGACUUUUACAUUCUUCAGCUUGCGCAGUCAUUUUUCAACAAACAUGGUCAAGAUCCGACCAAACAUGAAUAUAUUCGGCAGAAGAUCCGUGAAGUUGGAAGACUUCUACUGAUCCUACGCAAGGAAUAUUCAAUAUACAACCUUGAGGAUGCGAUCAGACCUGCAAAUUUUCAUAAACUUAUCCAGGCUGUCAAGGAGGUGGCUGGGUUUGACGAAGACAGGCUCUCCUAUAAAACUCCAAGUCUUGCUCUAAAGUUGGGUCACUCAUUGCACAAGAUAUGCGACAUCAUACAGUGUAGGGCUCUGAUAGCAGAAGACAAUGAGCUGGAAAAGUCAACACAGACUUUCAAAAAACUGUAUGCAUCAAAAUGGUCUGAGCUUAUUUCUCACAGAGCUUUAACAACACUGAGUGACAAGCACUUUAACAAGCCAUCCACACUCCCUUUCACUGAGGAUGUGCAGCGUCUUCACCAAUAUCUUGAAAAGAUGGCAAAUUCAGCAUCGGAGAAAUUGAAAAAUAAUCCAUCACCACAAGCCUAUGGGGAACUUUGCAGAAUAACUUUGUCAAAAAUUAUUUUAUUCAAUCGAAGAAGAGGAGGAGAGGUUUCAAAGAUGCAGCUGGAAGCCUUUCUUCAGAGGGACACAGCUACCCUACAUAAGGAUGUUGCAGUUGGUCUCUCUAAGUUUGAGCAAAAACUGUGUGCACAUUUCAGUCGUGUUGAAAUUAAGGGUAAAAGAGGCCGAAAGGUUGCUGUACUGUUAUCACCAGACAUGGUUGAAGCCCUAACGCAGCUCAUAAGCAGAAGACUAGAGUGUGGAGUUCCGGAAGAAAACCCCUUCCUCUUUGCAAGACCCAACUGUUUGACUCCUUACAGAGGACAGGACUGUCUCAGGAUUUAUGCAAAUGACUGUGGUGCACAAAGUCCUGAACUCCUUAGGUCAACACAGCUACGCAAACAUGUUGCAACUUUGUCACAGGUCUUGAACCUAAAAAAUCACGAGCUUGACCAAGUUGCUGACUUUCUGGGCCAUGAUAUCCGUGUCCACAGAGAAUAUUACAGACUUCCAGAGGCUACAACCCAGCUGGCAAAAAUAUCAAAACUACUACUUGCCAUGGAGAAAGGGACCCUUGGAAAUCUCCAAGGCAAAACAUUGGAAGAGAUUGAAAUUGAAGAUAACCUAGACUUGACAGACUCUGGUGAAAGUGAAAACGGCGAGGCUGACAAAGAAUACCCACCAGCACAAACAAAAAUGGGGAGGAGUACUAUGCCACCUGUAGAGGAACCUCCAAACACCUCAAACGAUGUGGACUCGGCUGGAGAAGGCACAUCACGAGGGAGGAGUACUAUGCAACCUGUAGAGGAACCUCCAAACACCUCAAACGAUGUGGACUCGGCUGGAGAAGGCACAUCACGAGCAUUCCCUGGAAAUGGUGCAGAAGGGGAGAAUCCUCGAAGGAGACAAAAAUGUCCAUGGUCUCCCAAAGAGAUUGCAGCAGUCAUGAAACAUUUCCGUGGGCACAUUGCAAAUGGGAAACUAGCCACUGUGACAGAAAUCAAACAGUGUAAAAAUGCUGAACGUCCUGUAUUAGACAGUCGCUCUGUUCAAAAUGUGAGAGACUUCGUCAGGAACCGCGGCAUAACACUAAAAAAAAGGAACAGCCGCUAAACGAUUAAUCAAGUUAUGAAAAUAUAUACACAGAUGUUUGACGUGUAUGUCAUGUUUGCAAAAAGCACUUGUUCUUGUUUGAAAUAAACUUGAGCAUUC
This is a messenger RNA of Oreochromis aureus, 3847 nucleotides long. RefSeq lists its product as uncharacterized. Gene Ontology annotation, molecular function: DNA binding; protein binding. The transcript has 18 exons. Bases 170 to 3748 code for a protein of 1192 amino acids. The record is from RefSeq and is a predicted model, not a curated record. Gene Ontology annotation, biological process: DNA integration; DNA recombination. Lineage: Eukaryota; Metazoa; Chordata; Actinopteri; Cichliformes; Cichlidae.